AUGACAUAUGUGCAUCCUGCAAGAUACAGCAGACACUGUGUCAAAGAAGAAGGUGAAGAAGAUAAAGUUCCUAAGGAUGUUCCCAAAGGCCAUUUGGUGGUCUAUGUUGGAGAGCACUGCAGGCGCUUCAUCAUUGAUCUUGCCUUCCUGCAACACCCUCUGUUCAGGGGGUUGCUCGAGCUAGCUCAGGAAGAGUUUGACUACCUAAGCCCUGGUGGCAAGCUCUGCAUCCCAUGUGACGAAGCCAUCUUUCUUGGCAUUCUACAGCAUGUUAGAUCAUGGCAACGCAUGAGGGUGUGCACACUGUGCUGCCUGUAA
Molecule: messenger RNA, 318 nt
Organism: Zingiber officinale
Lineage: Eukaryota; Viridiplantae; Streptophyta; Magnoliopsida; Zingiberales; Zingiberaceae
Product: auxin-induced protein 15A-like
Exons: 1
Coding region: 1-318 (105 amino acids)
Biological process (GO): response to auxin
Source: RefSeq, a predicted model, not a curated record